AUGGAUCUAUUGUUGCUUAAGGGAAUUCUUUUAAUGAUAUCAGAUGCAGGUUUGUAUAAAACAGUUUUUAAAACCUCUUCAACGGCUGGAAAAAUUAACUUCUCUCCGAUAGUAUGCGGUUUUCCGGAUUUUGCUAUAAGUAAUGAGAUAUUGUAAGACGCCCGCAAACCAUCAUCAUUUCUUUGUGACGUCGAAGCGAACAUUCUGUCCAGUGUAG
Acanthoscelides obtectus is the source of this 217-nucleotide messenger RNA. Lineage: Eukaryota; Metazoa; Arthropoda; Insecta; Coleoptera; Chrysomelidae. The record is from the annotation of a GenBank genome assembly.